This is a messenger RNA of Zeugodacus cucurbitae (melon fly), 1547 nucleotides long. RefSeq names its product required for meiotic nuclear division protein 1 homolog. The record is from RefSeq and is a predicted model, not a curated record. Gene Ontology annotation, biological process: positive regulation of mitochondrial translation. The transcript has a single exon. Lineage: Eukaryota; Metazoa; Arthropoda; Insecta; Diptera; Tephritidae. Bases 133 to 1377 code for a protein of 414 amino acids.
ACAUACAGCUUAUCAGCUGUUCGUGGGAGCAGUGUGAAGCCGGUUGUAAUAAUUUUGCAUUGAUGCGAACAAGAUUAGAAUUAAAUAAUUAAAUAUUACUAAAAUAAAAUAAAAUCCAAAAUUAUAGAAAACAUGAACUUUGCCCGUCUUGUUUUCGCUAGAAGUGCUGGUGGUACAGCUCUGACAAAGAGAGUGACAAGUGUCUUACAUCGUCAAAUUUGUAUAGGAAGUAUACACCAUGCCGUACAGAAACCUCUGACGCAAUUUGAUUCAAAGCUGAAACCACACGAAUUUAAGAUUUCUACACAAUUGGCGCAUAGCCGAAAGGCCGCACAGCAGGCCAGUGCUGGUGCCUCGGUUGCACAGGUUUUAAAGAAACGCACUGUGAGAAAAAAAUGGGACGAUCAUGGUUUUGAAAAUCUCUCUGCUGAAGGAUUUUUCAAUGUGUCUGCUUUUACGACUGCGGAAGAAUAUGAUUUCGAGGCACUAAUGAAAGGCUUAAAUGAACAAAACUUAUAUACUGUUAAAAAGUAUUUUUCUACAGAUAAUCUCGGUGUUGAACAGAAUGUGCUUUAUGCCACAGCUAAAUAUCCUGUGGGUCAGGAAUCGCGUGAUAUUAUAUUCUUCCGUGAAGGAUCAGUAGUGUUGUGGAAUUUCAAUGAAAUCGAAACAAAUAAUCUAUUAUCAUUUUUGCGUCCAUAUGAGAAGGAUCCAUAUUUAAGUCCGUUGGUACGUGGCGAAAGCGAAGUGAUGCCCUACAUGUACAUCCCAUCAUCUGCUGUUGAUGUUGAGGGAGAUUUAGUGUCCGCAUCAGAUACAGAAGUGGCACGCGCUUUCUUCAACAAUGGCAAAUUUUUUCUUGCCUCCGAUGGUGAUAAUUUUCUGCAAAAGUACACAUUCUCCAAUGCAAUGGCAACUUCAAUCAAAUUGGGUAUGUGGGAGGCCAUGCUCGAACGCUAUAUAGAUUCCAUUGAAUAUCUCACAGACGAUCUAAAGCGUGGACGACGCAUACGUUUGUCGCGUGCUGAUGUACUACGAAAAACAGGCGAACUAUUCGCUUUGCGACACGAGAUAAACUUGGCAUCUGACUUAUUGGACACGCCAGAUUUUUAUUGGGAUCGCGAAGAGUUGGAAGCUUUGUAUUUGCAAGUUUGCUCCUACUUCAGUAUUUCACGACGUACAAAGGUGAUGAAUGAGAAAAUAAAUCAUUGUGUAGAAUUGGCUGAAUUGAUUUCGCACAAUUUGGAUGAGGCACAUCACACACGCCUGGAAUGGAUGAUAAUUAUAUUGAUUAUGGUAGAAGUAGGAUUUGAAAUUGUACAUUAUAUGGACCGUUUUUAUAACAAAGAGGAAGAGGGUGCAACUUCGACACAUUGAUAAAACGCAUUUAAACCAAAUAAGUUGUUAUUGAAUAAUAUUUGCUAGGCAAUUAAAGUACGAUUUUCGCUUUUAUAACAAUAAUUUGUGCCACGCACUUACUGUGUGAUAAUUAUCAACAAAUUUAGUUAGUAAGUUUGUAUAAAAUAAAAAUACAAUUUUCAAAACUA